This is a messenger RNA of Labrus mixtus (cuckoo wrasse), 3369 nucleotides long. It is a transcript of the gene e2f4, whose product is annotated as E2F transcription factor 4. Gene Ontology annotation, cellular component: RNA polymerase II transcription regulator complex. The record is from RefSeq and is a predicted model, not a curated record. Gene Ontology annotation, molecular function: protein dimerization activity; RNA polymerase II cis-regulatory region sequence-specific DNA binding; DNA-binding transcription factor activity, RNA polymerase II-specific. The coding region runs from base 210 to 1385 and encodes 391 amino acids. Lineage: Eukaryota; Metazoa; Chordata; Actinopteri; Labriformes; Labridae. Gene Ontology annotation, biological process: regulation of transcription by RNA polymerase II. The transcript has 11 exons.
CGUGGCCAACGGCUCUCUCCAGCCGAGUGCUCAGUGAAUGAUCUCCGGCAGCUCGGUGCAGCUCGACUUUCAGAUAUAAUUGUGUACAAACCGGGUCAUUUUUUUUACAGCUGCGUACAGCCCCACGCUUCCCCGGUCUCCUGUUUCUCUGUCUGCGGCGGUGCAGCGUGUUUUCCUGGGGGAGUACGGAGCUGGUGUCCCGAGCGGUGAUGAUGGAGGUGGAGACGGCCAGUAACAGAGGCGAACUGGGAGCUAUGGGGGACGCUCUGCAGCCACAGACUCCCAGCAGACACGAGAAGAGUCUGGGACUGCUCACAACCAAGUUUGUGACUCUAUUACAGGAGGCGAAGGACGGAGUGCUGGAUCUGAAAGCGGCGGCAGACACCUUGGCAGUGAGGCAGAAAAGACGAAUCUAUGACAUCACUAAUGUUUUGGAGGGAAUUGGACUUAUAGAGAAGAAAUCCAAGAACAGCAUCCAGUGGAAGGGUGUAGGUCCAGGCUGUAACACCAGAGAGAUUGCCGAUAAGCUGAUUGAUCUGAAGGCCGAGCUGGAUGACCUGGCUCUCAGGGAACACGAGCUGGACCAGCAGAAGGUCUGGGUUCAACAGAGCAUCAAGAAUGUCACAGACGACUCCAACAACAGCCCUGUAGCAUAUGUAAAACAUGAAGACCUCUGUGGAGCUUUCAAAGGGGACACACUCCUAGCAAUCCGAGCUCCCAUUGGCACACAACUCGAGGUCCCCGUACCUGAAGCUGUCCUCAACGGGCAGAGAAAGUACCAGAUCCGUCUCAAGAGUUCAUCUGGUCCCAUCGAGGUUCUGCUUGUCAAUAAGGACCCGUCCAGUGCCUCCCCUGUUGUUUUACCCGUCCCUCCUCCUGAUGAUGUCCUUCAAAGCCUCCCAGCACCGACGCCUACCUCUCAGCCGCCUGCUGCUGCCCCCCAGGUGCCCAAAGCAUCUCCAGCAGGUUCUAUAAAACACGUUCCUGCCAUAGCGUCAGUCCCAGCAGCCAACCAGACAGCCUCAGUGCCAGAAGUGACGAGCACCACGUCACUUACCCCAACUACAGACGUCCCCGCAGUUACCCAGCAGCUACAGUCCUCAGCCUCGUUGGACGGAUCUGUGUCCUCUUCUGCCUCUGCAGUAUUUGAACCAAUUAAAUCAGAUCCCUCUGAAUUGUUGGACUUUCCCAAAGAGCUCUCAGACAUGUUCGAUCCAACAAAAGAGAUCAUGAGUGGAGACCUGUUAGAGGACUUGAUGUCAUCAGAAGUGUUCUCGCCUCUCCUCCGUCUGUCACCUCCACCCAGCGACCACGACUACAUUUACAACCUGGAUGAAACAGAAGGCCUGUGUGACCUCUUUGACGUCCCCAUUCUCAACCUCUGACGCCUGACACCGUUGUCAAAAGUGGGAGACCGAGUUCCCCAUCAUGCUAAUCCACCUUCAGUUACUCCCAAGAUGUUCCCCCUCAGUGACGCUGAAGCUGAGAGGAGGAGGAGGAGGAGGAGCAGCAGCAGCAAAGCCAACAUCGUCUGAUGAGUGCUUCAGACACGUCCUCUGCACUGACGCAGUGAGCUCAGGCCGACGAGAUGAUGUACAGCUUUGUAAGAAACACACGCAAAACAAAAACAUUUAACUUACUGUUUCCCAGGAAAAUUAUUAAUAACAAAUGAUUAUAUUUUUGGAUUGUUAUGAGUGAUAAAACAUGUUUGUGUAUCAGCUUCCCUAUGAGUGAAACUGUGUGGGCAUACUUUACAUGAGUGUGUGUGUCUGUGUGAGUGUGCGACUGAGUUUUGUACUGAACGCUCGCUGAGUCAGAUCUCAAAGGAAAACACAGAAACCCUUUCUCCUGUCAGGUAAAGAGUCAUUGCAGACAAACCAAGUACAUCCUCCAUCUCCCCAGUAUCUGCUCAUGCGUGGCUCACAUGAGUCCAAACACAGCUGGCUAAAUAUGCACUGUCCUCAUGUACAUAGAGAAUAUAUAUUUUGUAAUACCAGCGCACCAAACUAUUGUGUAAAGAUGAACUACAUUUGUACUGCAUGCAGGGCAACAUGUUUGCAAAUACACAAAGGUACCAGACGCAAAUGAGCAUGCUUUAUGUAUCAAGUGCUUUGUUGAUUGUUCUGAAUCAACGGAGCAUUUUCAGUUAGUUUAAAUCAAACCUUUCAGUGACUGAGCGGUCUUUGUGUGCCACUUAGAGAAAGAGGAGCUUACUGUUGGAUUACUCAAGUGAAUAAACCUUCUGACAUGAAGAGGAGGGAGUCACGUUUGACGACUCAAACACUUCUCAGGCGCUUGUCAAAAUAAAGCAGCGUCUUUUCUUUUUGGCCGACAUAAAGCCUGCCUUUGUUCUCUCACUGGUUGGUUCGGCUUUGGCGCUUCUGCGCUGAGAGGUUUGGUUGUAAAAUAAAAAAUAAGCUCGCUUUCGGUUUCAUUUUGCCUCUGGACUUUUGAACUUUGCCUUUUUAUGUAUGGCCUGUGAUUUAUAUAUAAUUUAACUUUGUACGUCGGAUGGAAUCGCUUCUUCUUCUUCCCCUCUCCAGAUUGACUUCUGUGUAUUUUCAAUUAUUAUGUAUGUUUAUUAAAACCAUCGUACCCAGUUCAUUUGUAUGUAACGACGUGUAUGUAUUUGGGGUGGAUUUAUUUACAGAUGCAGUGAAUAUAGUCCCCAUGUCAUGAUAAAUGCUCCUGGGUUUUUUUUCUUUUUGUAUAUUUGGCACAGAUUCCUUUUCAACAUUUGUUUUCUGCUGCUCUUUCUGUUCGUGGUCAAUGAAAUUCUGGCUUUCUCUCUAAUUUUGAAUGUCUCAUUAAAUCAUUUCUCUGCAGACGAGCGGUGAGGUUCAGGUCAGGAUGAGUUCUCGCUCGUCGGACAGAAUAAUAUCGACAUGAUUCAUAUUCCCGCAGUGCUUGUUGUGUCCUGUUCCGCCCUGGAUUACAUGAAUCCAUGUCCUGUGUGUAUAUUCCUCUCUCUAGCGCUUGUAUAGAAUAGCAUUUAUUUUUUAUACCUGAUAGAUAUAUUAUUACCUGCGACUAAUUUGGGGCUUCAACACUUCAUCAUUUAAAGAAUUUAUCCGCCGAACUUUGUGCUUUAUGAAAACAUCCUGUCUCAUUGUUGCACUUUACAUCACUGAACCGAUUGGUUGCUACUCAUCCACUCGUGGUCGAUCGUUGUGUUUGUACGGUGUUGUGAGUUUGUCUUAAUCCUUCAACAGAGCAGCCGGGGGGAGUUCAACACCGCUGGGUCGAAUGAGUGGUGUCUGUUUGUGUUGGCAUGUGCGACUGAAUAAUCCCACAGACUGUUUUUUUUAUAACUGUUGCUAAACUGUAGUCGCAUCAUAUGACACAAAAUAAACACACUUUGGUAUUCUU